Trichoderma citrinoviride is the source of this 915-nucleotide messenger RNA. Its product is annotated as carbon-nitrogen hydrolase. The coding region runs from base 1 to 915 and encodes 304 amino acids. The record is from RefSeq and is a predicted model, not a curated record. Gene Ontology annotation, molecular function: hydrolase activity, acting on carbon-nitrogen (but not peptide) bonds, in linear amides. The transcript is spliced from 3 exons. Lineage: Eukaryota; Fungi; Ascomycota; Sordariomycetes; Hypocreales; Hypocreaceae.
AUGACAAUCGCAGCCGUUGGACAAAUCUGCUCCACCGCGUCAAUCACCGCAAAUCUGAACCAGUGUGUGAGGUUGGUUGCCAAGGCGGCAGUUGGUGGAGCAAAAGUCCUGUUCCUCCCGGAAGCCUCCGACUACAUCGCCGUCAACGCCCAGGCCUCGCUCGACCUGGCCGUCCCCCAGGCAUCGUCCCCGUUUGUCCAGGGCCUCCGCGCCGCCGCAAAGGCCCACUCCAUCGCCGUCCACGUCGGCAUCCACGACACCAUCGCCACCACCGCGACGCAUGAAGAAGAAGAAGAAGCCCAAGCCGAAGCCAGCCACCAGCCAGCCCGCAAGAAGAAGAUCCUCAACCGCGCCCUGUACAUUGACGCCGACGGCAGCGUCAACCACGCGGCCACGUACGACAAGCUGCACGUCUUCGACUACGGGGCCCUCCGCGAGAGCGCCACCGUCCAGCCCGGCGCCCGCCUCGUCGCCCCCUUCGACUCCCCCGUCGGCAGGAUAGGCAGCCUCAUCUGCUUCGACCUGCGCUUCGCCGAGACGGCCGUCGCCCUGGCCCAGCCCGGCCGCGGCAGCCCCUGGGCGAGCCGCCCGGCGCAGGUCCUCACGUACCCGAGCGCCUUCACGCUGCGCACGGGCGAGGCGCACUGGGAGGCGCUGCUCCGGGCGCGGGCCAUUGAGACGCAGAGCUACGUCGUGGCGGCGGCGCAGGUCGGCCGGCACAACGAGAAGCGGGCGAGCUACGGCCGCAGCAUGGUCGUCGACCCCUGGGGCAGGGUGCUGCUGUGCCUCGGGGGGGUGGCGGACGCCGAGGGCAACGCCGAGGACGGCGCCGUGGGCGAGGUUGGCUUUGUGGACAUUGACCUUGGCGAGCUGGAGAGGGUGCGGAGGGAGAUGCCGCUGCAGCGACGGACGUGA